AUGAAUCAACUGGCAUUUGUAGGUUUUGUAAUUUUUAUUCUUGAAAUCAGCUACAGCUUGGGAUCACCAUGCAAUGAAACAUCUGCUGCAGUUCGUGCCAAACGAAGCCAUCAUUCUCGUUGCUGUAAUGAUGGGUUUGAAGACUCGGUUAAUCACGAAAAAGUUGUUUCAGUAAGACGUCAGUGUGCCGAAGAAAUGGGCAUCACCGAAAUGUCAGAGGAAGAAUUGUUGAAAAAUCGUGAAACUCUCGUAUGUUUAAUCGAGUGCAUUACGAAAAAGCACGCAUUGGCCGACGAGAAGGGUGACCUGUUGCAUGAGGAUCUAGCCAAAGCUUUGAAGCAACAUUUCAGCGUUGCCGAGUGGAAAACUCCUCUGCUGGACGAUUUCAUUAAGGAGUGCUUCGACUAUGCCGAAGCGGAACACGAGAAACACUCCGACGAGAGUGGAAAGUGCAAUCCGGAGGGUUUCCACUUUGGCUACUGCCUGUGGCGUCAUUUUACCCUAGCUUGCCCCGAAGAGAUGCAAGACGAUUCCGAACGGUGCGAGUCGAUUCGCGGUAAGCUUAAAAGCGACGAAAGCGUUAGUGUGUGGAAUGCCGACAUCAACGAGAGGAAGUGA
Sabethes cyaneus is the source of this 618-nucleotide messenger RNA. RefSeq lists its product as uncharacterized. The record is from RefSeq and is a predicted model, not a curated record. Bases 1 to 618 code for a protein of 205 amino acids. Gene Ontology annotation, molecular function: odorant binding. The transcript has 2 exons. Lineage: Eukaryota; Metazoa; Arthropoda; Insecta; Diptera; Culicidae.